Molecule: messenger RNA, 2046 nt
Organism: Zymoseptoria tritici IPO323
Lineage: Eukaryota; Fungi; Ascomycota; Dothideomycetes; Mycosphaerellales; Mycosphaerellaceae
Exons: 5
Coding region: 1-2046 (681 amino acids)
Source: RefSeq, a predicted model, not a curated record
AUGUCUUCGGACCCCCACUCCGCCAUCACAGCCUGGGACGACGGCGGACAACUCUCCUCGUUCGAAGACGACGACGACAACGACAUCAAUGACCGAUUUUCCAACUACGAGGAUAAUGAUCGUUUUACUUGUGUUGUUGAUGUCUCCUCUGCCUCUUCUGCCGCGAGUGAUGCGAGUGGAGUGAGUGAGGAAGAUGUUUACGAGCAAACCCUUGCCGAAGAAGUCGCUUCCCUCGCUGGGGCCAACGACGAGGAGGUUGAGGAUGAGGUUGAAGUUGAGGUUGAUGGUGGAAGGGAUCUGGAUAUGAACCGCAUGUACGAAAAUGCCUCCUACCACGAAGUCCUCGCCGGCAAACAAUUCCGCUUCUCCCCGCUCUGGGUCCGUAGAGCUCUUGCUUGGUGUGCGAAGCAUCAAGUCUCCGCCCAUUGCCUCCCGAGAGACUCAAAGGAGAUGAUUGAAUUCAUGCACGCCGUCGACUGGCCCGUCACCGACCCCCUCCUCUUCGAAACCCUCGGCAUCAAACUUCUCAGUUGGGUCGGGAGGUGGAUUACGAAUGAGAAGCUUUCUCCUGGCAUAAUCGAGUCCAAAGUCGACCCCAAAAAAGUCCGCAAGGCUGACUGGAGUGCUGUCUGGGCUGCUCAUACGGAAGCUUGGAUCGAUGUUGAGUUUGAGUUUGUGUUGGGGAAGACGGAUCCGGGAGUGCCGAAGGGAUGGGAGGGAUUGCCGCCACGUGCGCCCGUUCCGCGUGGAUACAAGUCUCCGGCUACUUUGGUCAACACCGCGGCUGAGUUUUUGGAGUUGUUCGACUUUGAAGUUCCGGUCCAGCAGAAGAUCGUUCCUGUGAAGAAGAAGACCAACUCGACGCAGAAGGCUAUCCAGCAGAAGACUGAGGUGCCGGCUCAGAAGAUUGUCGCCGGCGAGAAGUCCGUUCCGAUCCAGCAGCGGCCCGCUCAGCUUCUCACCCACAAGAUCAUCGACACCCAGAGGACCGACAACCCUUUCCAGCAGAAGACUGCCUCGACGAAGAAGAUCGUUCCGGCUCAGAAGAUCACCACCAUCGAAAAGCCCGAUCCGAUUCAGAAAAUCAUCCAGAAGACUAUUGCAACGCAGCAAAAGUCCAAUCCCUUCCAGCAGAACCCGACCUCGGUCCAGCAGAAGACUGCCUCGAGCCAGAAGAUCCCGGCUCAGGCUCAGAAGUCCAUGGUCAUCCAGGAGACGAUUCCUGGUCAGAAGAUGAAGAACAAUCCCUUCCAGCAAAACCGGGCCUCAAGCCAGAAGACCGUCCAGAAGAAGCCUCCCGCCACGAAGCCCGUCCAGAAGUCGACCACCACCAUCAACAACUCUCCCGCCACGAAAUCCGUCCCUACCCAGAAACCCAAGCACAAUACCAUUCCCGUCCAAUUCUUCAAAUCCGUGCUGGAAGACGGAGAAUUCAUCAAGUGGAUCACUUCCGAGGACCCUCACGCUUACCCUCUGACUCCCCUCCAAGCCGUGCAGUUCACGGAGUGUAAAGACCACCCUCAAUUUUUGGGUUGGUGGAAGGGGGAGAUCAAGGCGAAACUCAAGAGGGGUGCCAUCGAGUUUUAUCAGCAGCAGAACGAGCAGCAGGACGAGCAGGAUGAGGUGGAGUAUGAGCAGGAUGAGGUGGAGUAUGAGCAGGAUGAGGUGGAGUAUGAGCAGGACGAGCAGAUCAAGGCAAAAUCGAAGGCGGAUGCGAUUGAGAAGGAGAUUGAGGAGCACGAGAUGAUGCCGCAAGUGCAGAAGGUCGUCAUGGGCAAGGAAAUGGAGAAGGUCGUUCAGAACAACGGCGAGAAGGAGAAGGUUGUCCCAGGCAAGGAGAAGGCAGUGGUUGGAAAGGGCAAGAAGACGGCCAAGACGGCCAAGACUCACCCCGUUGUUGUGGUCAAGAAGGUUCAUGCUACGAGACUUGCGGCGAGGAAGAGUGCUGCGAAGGAGAAUGCUGCGAAGGAAAAGAAGAUGGGUGCUGCGGAGAGGAUGGGUGGUGGAGUUCAGGUUGAGGGAGGGAUGAGUUUUGUUGAGGUCUGA